This is a messenger RNA of Pocillopora verrucosa, 1141 nucleotides long. Its product is annotated as serine/arginine-rich splicing factor 10. Gene Ontology annotation, biological process: mRNA splicing, via spliceosome. Gene Ontology annotation, molecular function: RNA binding. Gene Ontology annotation, cellular component: nuclear speck; cytoplasm. NCBI's taxonomy places the organism in Eukaryota, Metazoa, Cnidaria, Anthozoa, Scleractinia, Pocilloporidae. The record is from RefSeq and is a predicted model, not a curated record.
UAGCUUUGUAGCGUGGAUUUCAGUUCGCAAAAUGUCGAGUCGUUACUCAAGACCGCCAAACAGUUCACUUUACGUGAGAAAUUUACACCAUGAUACGAGACCCGAAGACCUUCGACGUAUGUUCGGGAAGUAUGGACGCAUUACCGACGUGUACAUUCCCCUAGAUUACUACACGAGGGAGUCUCGAGGCUUUGCCUACGUACAAUUUGAAGAUAUCCGUGAUGCAGAAGAUGCCCAUUACUACUUGGACAGGGUUGUUUUGCUUGGAAGAGAACUGGAAGUUCAGUUUGCAGAAGGAGACAGAAAGACCCCACAACAGAUGCGCGGCAAAGAAAAAAGGGAAGCCUAUGGUGGUGGUGGUGGUGGUUACAGCAGCAGGAGAGAUUAUCAGGAUGAUUCUUAUAGUCGUCGCUCCCGCAGUCGCAGUCCAAGACGUCGUCGCCGUCGAUCUCACUCCCGUUCUAAAUCACGUUCUCCCAAACGCCGUGAACGCAGCAGCCGUAGCGAAAGAAGCCGAGACAGUCACCGUGACAGCAAAAGAGAGAAAGAACGAGAGCGAUCACGAUCUCGCUCGAGAUCACGCUCGCCAUCUCCCGCACGAUCAGCAGCUUCACGGUCACGCUCAGGCUCUCCAGCAGCAGAGUUCAGCGAUAAAGAAGAAGAACAGGGUGGACAAAGCCGCUCACCAAGUCCAAACUAAGUUGUUCUCACUAUGUGCUCGAUUUAAAAGACUUGAGAUAGAAAAGGAAUUAUAUUCCAAGAAUUGUUGCAACACUUCCAAGUUCAAUAAUGCGUUUUUUUAGAUUUAGUUUGGCCUCUAGCUCUGUUCACCUCUCUUAGCACAAGCCCAAGGCAGUGUUCCUGCACAGAAAGUAGGAGGAAGUUGAAGAACUCUUAAAUUGAUAUUUGUGUUUAGUUUUGAUCAUGCAACAAGUAGUGUUGUUCCAAAUCGCAGCUAUUCUCAGGCUCGAAGAUUUUUUCUGUGGCGGAGUAUUUUCAAUAAACGACGGCAUAUAAUGAUUUUUCCAUUUUAGGGCGCUAUGUACACAUCAAAAAUGCACGUGCAAUCGAAAUAUAGCUUUAUAUCUUAACACUGUAAACUUUUAUCGUAGCGUUGAGAAUUAAAUCUUGCGUUGUUUUA